CGUGUGUAAAAUAUUUUCGCCCCAGAGCUCACCACUUUCAUAUCCAGUUCUCCACGACUCGACGAAGGGCGUCGCUGGGACAAGACACAGUUUGAAAAUUAAUUCUUUUUGCUUAUUUCAUUUAAUAAGAAGAAAUUUGUGUGAAAAAAAAACUAAAAAAAAAAAGAAACUAAUUCCCAAUUCCACUAAUAUUUGUGCUGUGGAACAAUCAAUAAAUUUCUCAUUGAAAUUAUGUUCGGGAUUUACUAAUAAUUCUGCUGGACUUUCUUUCUCUUCCAAAACUGCAAAUCGAUUUUAGUUUGUGUGUUCUUUUCUGCUUUUUUUUUUUGUUAUUUUCACGCGUCCGCGGUGAAUACACCUUCCAUGGAUUUAUUAUAUUUUACCCAGAAGUGAGUGAGAAUAGAGCAGAAUUUUUUUUUUUUUGAGUGCCUCUUUUUGUGGAGUGCGUGUGUGUGUUUAUUAUAAAAUUUUUGCAGCUGUUUACACCGUUGAGUGCAAUUAUUAUAAACGAGUGAUAAGCUUGACAAUAUUUUGCAAUUUUUUUUUUGUUUCCUCUAAAUUUUGUAUGUAAACUCUUGAAUCUCUCUCUCUCGCUUCCACCCUCUUAAAUAGAUAAAAUACCAGCCGGUUCCAACGACAUCAUUUUUCUCCAGCUGAAAAAAAAUUGCGGCAGUCAAAUUACUAAUACAUACGUUGAAUUUUCACAACUUAUUGGAUCUUCAAUUACAAAGAUUUCGGUACAACAUGAUUUGAAUUAUUUAUCUCAGUGGAACGGAUUGUGCUUUGGAUAUUCUGCUGCAAUACCUUUACUUUUGGCUUUCAACAAACAAACAAAAAAUAUCAAAUAAAAGAAACUUUUUAUACUGCACACAAUUUUCUUCUUCGGGGAGAAGCACACAAACAUGAUUUCGCUAAGCUUCCGCAAUUUAUCAUUACUUACAUUAUGUUUUCUUCUAUCAACAAAAGCAGAGCGCGACUUUAAUUUUAAUGAUGAUAUACAGAUAUCAUUUAGUGAACCCCAAGAGGAACCCAAAAAGAUUUUACUUUACAAAAAUCCUUACACAAUAGAAUACUCACAAUGUCCAUAUACAGAGAGUAAAAUAAUGCUUUCACUAAUUCUCAAAUCGAAUGACUGGAAAGAUCUCAUAGAAAAGAAACGAACUAAAAUUCUUAAUAAGCUAUCGAAAUUCUUCGCUAUUCCAAAGGAAUUUAUAGACUUUGAUUCUGUGACGAAACGAGAAAUCUUAGAUUUGUCCAAAAAUGCAAUCAGAAAAGGACCAAAUAAGUCUGAUACUAGUAGAAGAUUGGGUAGAGUUGACUUUACGAUUGGAUGUGACCAGAGUUAUUUUGCUGCUGGCGAACCAAUUUCUAACCAAAUCGCAUUGCAAAUGAAGGAUGGAUCACUCAAUGAUAUUGCUGGUAUCGAUUUUGGUUGGUGGGUCAUCUGGCGGAAAAAACUAAGCAACAGGGUUCAACGCUUCCGACGACAAGCUGAAGGGUCCGGUGAAGAAGAAUACGAAUAUGACUAUGAAGACGAAGAUGGAGAUGAUGAACUUGAGGAACCUGUUACCGAAAUUCCACAAGUGACAACACACGCUCAUCGUCACCACCAUGGCGUGGCAAAGCCCGAAAUCACAGAAACAAGCAAAGUCAAGAAAAUCCCUCUUGACAAAAAUAUUGUUGAAAACCCAAAUAAAAUUAAGCACAAGAAAAAUGAUUUCAAACCGCUUGUCAACAAUGAAAACAUUGACGAAGAUAUGGCUAGAGGUGUUACAAAACUGGAAUUUGAUAUAACAAAAACAAUCGAGAAUACAAAGAGAUUAAAGGAUCUGCCACCAUUCGUUGACUCUGAAAUAAAUUCAUCCCCAUUACAAGAAGACUUCAAGGAUAUACUUAAGAAUAACGAUGAUUUUGUUAUUGAUGAUUUCGACCUAACAACUCCUUUGCCAAUUGAUGUAACAACAACUACUACAAGAACAACAACACGUUUGCCAGUAUUAAGCAGGGAAAAGAACAUCAGCAGCAGUAGUAGAAGUAGUAUGACGACGACGACGGCAAAAUUAAACAAGAGCACAACAGUUUCUCUUGAAAAACCUGCAACUGUCGUCACCCCUCAAAUAUUGUUAGAACAAACGACACUUUUAACAAGCACAACCCCAACUACAUUGUUGCCAAAGCAACCCGAUGAUAGUAGUACUUUAGUGCCAUUAAUAACGGAUGAAUUAGUAACUAACAAAGUGAAUACAAAUCAAAUGACUAAAACAACAACAGUUGCAACAACAACAACAUCAACCGAAAGCAACAUUGUUAUAACGACACCAAUUGUGCACGUCUCAACACCAAACAUAUUGGCUACAACAUCAACCAUUAUACCAAUAACUUCAUCAAAUCCAUCAUCAAUAACAACAAUUACACCCCCGGGGGUUACAGAACAAAUAAUUGAACUAACAACGCAAAUGCCAAUCACGACAACUACAGUCGCCACAAGUACUACCAUCUCAACAGCAACAUCUGCAUUAGUUGUUAACAAAAAGAAUGACACUCCUGUUCCACGUGUAUUGGAUGAAGAAUCAACAUCUAUUUUACCAAUUCCAUUAUUCGAAGAUAACGAAGAAACCGAAGUUUUGACCACACCGGAAACUGAAGAAAGCCCUGUGGUAAAAUUCGAUAUUUUCUGUUUGGCAUUGCAAAUGUCUUCUAAUAUUUCAAACUGUUCUAAUUUUAUAUUAACUUCCCAGCCAACAACAACUUCAACACAACUUCCAUUAACUACAACAACGGAAAGUACGACAACAAGCACCACAACACCAUCAACAACUUCCACGACCACAACUACAACAACCACGACAACAACUACCACGACCACUACUCCAAAACCAACAACCACAACUACUAUUCCUACUACAGAGUUUGUUGAGCCCGAGCCAGUCAAUACACCACCACUCAUUAAGAAUCGCCUCAAGAAGCACCCAGUUACCGCAGGAAAACCAUUCACCUUAACUGUGCCAUUGGAAACCUUCUAUGACAGUGAAGAUGGAACUAACUUGCGAUUGGAUCUUUUAGAUAAAAAUGGCAACGAACUUAAGUCGACGUCAUGGAUUCAAUUUAAUGCAGAGUCUAGAGAAAUUUACGGAUUACCCCUCGAAGAUGCUGUGUCAAGGUGGCAAUAUAAAUUGGCUGCGACAGAUAGUAGCAAUGAAACAGUGCUGGAAACUGUUGACAUAUCUGUUCAGCAGCAUAAGGGACACCGUAGUGUCAACCACGAAAUAAGCAUUGGAGUUAAACUAAUUGAGAAGUAUGUUCGUAAUAUUGAUUGGCAACUUCGAUUGAUUGAAGGAAUUGUAAGCACACUUGGUGACGACUCAAUGUUCGCUAUCGUGGUCAGGGAAGUCCGUCAAAAUCAACUUGAUCCUAAUACAGCAACUUUCAUUUACACAAAUGAAACACUACCGAAAAGUGAAUGUCCAGAUGAGCAGCUAAAUGAAUUGGUUAAACGUCUAAAUGAAAAGUUGUCCGAGGCUGUACAGCCAGAACUUAGCGUUAAGUCCGUCACUGGUCAAACAGUCGGUCCCUGCCAAAAGCAGAGUGUACCUAAGCCAAAACCAACAUCACAUAUGGCAAAGAACUACCCGCCUGUGCCAAGAAAUCAAGUGGACCGUGUCAAUGCCACUGUUGGGCAUCUACUUGUGUACAAGGUUCCAGCUGAUACGUUUUAUGAUCCAAAUGACGCUACAGAUCUUAAAUUGUCUCUACUGACAAAUGAUCGAAAAGAAAUUGGCACGCGUCAUUGGUUGCAGUUUGAUUCGAAAAAUCAGGAAUUCUAUGGUAUUCCAAAGGGUGGUGAUAUAGGCUCUGAAGAAUAUUUACUUCAAGCUGAGGAUAGCGGUGGAUUGACAGCAACCGAUGCCCUUGUGGUUGUUGUUGGUCAUGCACCAAAACGAGAAUACAGUGUUUACUUUAAAGCGUACUUGGCCAUUCGACAUGAGCAAUUUAAUUCGGAUAUGCAGAGAAAAUUUGUAGAACGUGUUGCACAAUUAUUCGGUGAUCAUACAACACAAUUUAUACAAGUCAGAUCAAUCACCACACACCAUGAUUCAGAUGGAACCAUUGUAAACUUUUACAAUACAACGCUAUAUAAAUCACACAAUCGGUGUCCCGAAGAAGAAAUUGAAGCAGCUAGGAAUGUUUAUUUCCAUCAAGACACUCUUCUUCGAGAUCGUGUUAGGAAAACUAUAGGAAGUGAAUUUAAUUUGACAAAUGUUCAAGUUAUACCUCUAGGAUCUUGUCAUCGUAAGUAAAACAAAAUUGGAAGCAAUAACACAUUACAUACAUUUUUUGUGUUAAAUUUAAUUUCAGCUAUUAUACCGGAUGUCAUUCAUCGUGACACUAUCCCAAUUAAGACUGAAGAACCAAAUACAACUUCGACAUUCACCGAUGACUAUUUGUUUACAUUCAUUUUACCAGCAGUUAUUAUAGUGGUAAUGAUUGUUUUAGCAUCGGUGAUAGCAUGUGUCUUGCAUAGACGUCGCCUUACUGGUAAAAUGGAGUUGGGUGAUGAAGAAGAACGAAAAUCAUUUCGCUCUAAGGGAAUUCCAGUAAUUUUCCAAGAUGAGUUAGAUGAAAAACCUGAAAUUGGUAAUAAAUCUCCUAUAAUAUUGAAGGAUGAAAAGCCACCAUUGCUUCCACCAUACAACAGUACAAAUUUGGAUGGUGACAACGAUGUUGAUGAAUAUGUUCCUCCACCAGCAGUCAUUGUUGGCGGUCGGGAAAUGCGAGGAAAAUCUCCAGUUACUCCAUCCUACAGAAAGCCUCCGCCAUAUGUAUCGCCAUAAGUAAUUCAAAAAUCCAUUUUUAAGCUUAAAACUCGAGUCACAAAUGCAAAUGAUAAAUACGAAAACAUUUAUUUUGAUUUUUAAUUACAUAAUUCUUUUUGGCAACUUUAAA
Messenger RNA from Episyrphus balteatus (marmalade hoverfly), 4944 nucleotides. RefSeq lists its product as uncharacterized. NCBI's taxonomy places the organism in Eukaryota, Metazoa, Arthropoda, Insecta, Diptera, Syrphidae. The record is from RefSeq and is a predicted model, not a curated record. Gene Ontology annotation, biological process: morphogenesis of an epithelium; muscle attachment; nerve development. Gene Ontology annotation, cellular component: dystrophin-associated glycoprotein complex; dystroglycan complex; sarcolemma. The transcript is spliced from 16 exons. Gene Ontology annotation, molecular function: calcium ion binding; laminin binding.